AUGACACAAAGACAGCGCACCGAUCGCCUGCUUUCUUCAGCGAUGACUUCCCACCACAUCAACAGCAACUUCUCGCUGGCUAUCUUGGCCAGUGUGGGCGCUGGUGCAGCGCUCACCAUUGCCGGCCAAUACUGGCUUGCUCGUCGAAAACCGGAUGGCGAGACGGAUCCUUCCAUUGGGCACAGCCUUGUCUGGUCCAGCAUCGGCGGGGCUAUGAACGCGGCCAUGAUGUAUACUGGCGAUCGUCUGAAACUUUACGAAACUCUUCGAGAAAUGUGUGCAAAGCCUGCCUCUUCGGUGACGGCUAUUGAGUUGGCCGAAGCCACGGGGCUAAAUCAACGAUGGUUGCGAGAGUGGCUAGCGCAACAAGCGGCGAUGGGUGUCCUCAAGCUUUUAUCUGGAACGGAAAACGACGAUGCGGCACUUAGAUACCGAUUACCGAAAGCAACGGCUGAAGUUCUGGCCGACCCGGAUUCUAGAGAAUACGACAUUGCCAUGAUUCAAGCCGUACCGUCCCUUGUAAAUCGCGCCAAAACGAUGUUACCGGAAGCCUUCGCAACAGGAAUGGGACGGCCUUAUGACGAAGCAGACGUGGCCGAAGCCAUUGACCGGAAUCAUCGGAAGCACGUUCGCGACGUGUUCAUCCCGCUCGUCCUAAGGCCCGCUCUCGGGGGAAGUAUAGCGCAGCAUUUGGAGGAUGGCUGCGAUGUGGCGGAUCUGGGAUGCGGUGCAGGAGUCAUGCUCAUUUUACUAGCCAAAUCAUUUCCUAAAUCGAGCUUUCACGGGUUUGAAGUCUCUCAAGUAGCCUUGGAAAAGGCCGCUUUUCACGUUGCGGCGGCUCGCGUGUCUAAUGUCUUUCUGCAUAACGCCACCGAGCCUGGCGAAUCUUUGCGCGAUCAACCAAGUCAAUUUGAUCUUGUAGUGGUCUUUGAUGUUCUGCACGACUCUCCCUUUCCUGAUGAUUUGAUCCAGCAAGUCAAAACUGCUUUGAAGCCCUCUGGUGCCUGGUUGCUGGCGGACAUACCGAGCGCUCCCACGACACGAGAAAAUCUCGUACAAAUGCCCACCGCGUCAACGUAUUUUGCCUUUUCCACCUGCCUUUGUAUGAGCUGCUCAUUAUCCGAGGAAGGCGGCGCUGGUCUGGGUACUUUAGGAUUUUCCGUCCCUGUAGCUGAGAAAAUGCUCCGAGAAGGCGGUUUUAAAUUCGUCAAGGUCUUGCUAGAGAAAGACAAUGCACGGUGGUUCCUUGUGCAUUGAGUGACCCAGUAUAUGUGCUUCAAUACAGUGAACAAGACGUAGCAGUACAGCGGUAACACCGGGGGUACAUAACGUAUCGCUGAAGAAGGCGUUCAUGGAUGUGGCGUGGACGAAGGACUAAUGAAGAAUUGCGCCUUCAUAUCCAACGAAUAACGGAAAGACUAUAUCUAAUUUUACAGUUUUCGGUUGGUCCCUACCUUGCUGUGUCACAGGUAUCCAACAGCGGUUGGAGUUUAAUCAUCCGAACCCUUUCAGCGCCUCUAUUGUGAUCGCCUUGAUGGAAGGAUUUUCUAUUUUUUUCUUCUCCUCCACUGAAACGACGCGUUCGCGAUCCGCCAUUUUCGUAUUGGGACCACCUGGAUAUCCCGCAUGAUGCAUGAGAUACAAGCGCAUCGAAAUGGUAGCUACCGUCGAGCCGAUGACGCCUACUCCUAGCAAGAGACGUUUUGCCUGAGAGGUUUUGACGUCACGGUAUAAUGUAACGCAAAUAUGCGCCACGGGUGCAGCGAGGAUGGGGCCAAGAUAGACCCACUGCCGUUCCCUCACUCGAGCCAUGACAAUUUCCUGGUCAUGACUUUUGCCCGUUGACAUUGCUGCAAAUACUGUUGAAAGCGCAGAGACGCUAAAAGUUGAUUCAUUUGUUUGCACUACAGCUCAAUGGCGUGAUAUGAGCGUGGGAUAGGCAAAUGAUGCUAUUCGGUCCUAUCUAAUGGAAAAUGAAAUUUUAAAUAGCCUGUUUUCGGAC
Messenger RNA from Phaeodactylum tricornutum CCAP 1055/1, 2002 nucleotides. RefSeq lists its product with no specific name. NCBI's taxonomy places the organism in Eukaryota, Bacillariophyta, Bacillariophyceae, Surirellales, Neidiaceae. The transcript has 2 exons. The record is from RefSeq and is a predicted model, not a curated record. Bases 1 to 1257 code for a protein of 418 amino acids.